UGUGUAUAAAUCCACGAUUCGUCUCUAUGAAUCCGAAAACACCUCUCUUCGGGUCACAGUUUCUUCGCAUCAGCUUGCACCCAGCUCUCCUAUAAAUUCCUCGUUCACGUGAUCGGAGCGAUUAAUAAUAAUAAUAAUAUAAUAAUAAUAAUUGAGGUUAAAGUUUUAAGAGGAUGAGUAAGCGAGCGAGAACCAGCGUCGACAAGGCAGUGGUCGAUAUUUGGCAGCGGGAGGUCGGCCAGCUCUCCACCAGAAACUUCGCGCACAGACUCGGCGCCUCCGAGGAUCUUGUGCUCCGACUUGAUACUUACAGGAAGCUGGAAAAGCACAAAGGUUGUGUGAACACCAUAAGCUUCAAUGCAGAUGGUGGCAUUCUGGUUUCGGGCUCCGAUGACAGGCGGGUCAUACUCUGGGAUUGGGAAACUGGGCAUAUCAAGCUUUCAUUUCAUUCAGGUCAUAAUAACAAUGUUUUUCAAGCAAAGAUCAUGCCUUGCACAGAUGAUCGAAGCAUUGUCACCUGCUCUGCGGAUGGGCAGGUGAGACAUGCUCGGAUUCUGGAACGUGGAUGCGUGGAAACUACAUUGCUUGCCAGACAUGAGGGACGGGCUCAUAAGUUGGCUAUUGAGCCUGGGAGCCCACAUAUAUUUUAUACUUGCGGUGAAGAUGGAUUAGUGCAGCAUUUUGAUCUGAGAACUCGGGCUGCCACUGAACUUUUCUCAUGCCAACCAACUGAUGGUAGAAGGAUCAACAUGUCAUUUAUCCCUCUAAAUGCAAUUGCCAUUGAUCCAAGGAACCCAAAUCUCUUUGCGGUUGCAGGGUCUGAUCAGUAUACUCGACUUUAUGAUAUCCGCAAGUAUAAGUGGGAUGGAUCAUCUGAGUUUGGUGAACCCACAAACUACUUUUGCCCUCCUCACUUGAUUAAUCAUGAGCAUGUUGAAAUAACAGGCUUGGCCUUCUCAGAACAGAGCGAACUUCUUGUUUCAUACCAUGAUGAGUUAAUCUAUCUUUUUACAAAGGAUAUGGGAUUGGGACCUAAUCCACUUCCAGCCUCUCCAGUGUCUAUGAGCAGUGAUGCAAGUGAAGCAGGAGGUCAUCAUAAAUUGGCAGCUUGUCCAUCAGUUAUGGAUACUGAUGAUAAAGUUACUCCCCAAGUUUACAAGGGGCACAGGAACUGUAGGACGGUGAAAGGUGUGAACUUCUUUGGGCCUAAGAGUGAGUAUGUUGUGAGUGGAUCAGACUGUGGCCGGAUAUUCGUAUGGAAGAAAAAAGGUGGGGAGCUCAUUCGUGUCAUGAAAGCAGAUAAGACUGUUGUAAACUGUAUUGAGUGUCAUCCCCAUACCAUGGUGCUUGCAAGCAGUGGAAUUGACCAUGACAUCAAGAUAUGGACUCCAAAGGCCCUUGAGAGAGCUACAUUGCCUACAAACAUUGAACAGAUGGUGAUUUUUUCUAUGAUGAUGAUAUUUCUGAUGAUGUUUCUGAUGAAGAUGAUGAUGAUGAUGAUGAUGGUAGCAAUGGUGAUGAAAAUGACAAUGACGACGCUGUUGAUGAUGAUGGUAGCAAGGGUGAUGAAAAUAAUAAUGAUGCAGAAACCCAAGGCUAGGGACUGGACGGAUAGUAUAUUUUCUCCUCAGGAGUUGAUGUUGCAUCUACUUCAAUUCCGAAGGCAGAGGACUAGCAGUACAAGCCCCGAGCGCAAUGGUGAAAACUCCGCUGAUGGUCGGGAAUUUUUAGAGCUAUUUUUUACAUUCAAUGCCAACGGUGAUGCUUCUUCAGAUGAUGCAGGGGAUACCACCAGUCAAGAGGAUUUGUUUAGUUGAGAUGCUGGAGCCAUAGUUUGUUUGACUAUGAGAAAUGGUAUCUUGUACAUUCACAUCACAUGCUUGUCCUCUAUUUAACUCCUGUACCAUUUCUUAAUGCUUUUCAAUUUUAUUUUAUUUUUACUUUUUUGUCAAUAUAUUACAGGUUUGUAUUUGUUUAUCUUCGAUAUUGAUAAGGUCUUAUACAUUUACCUUCUUUUGUUUU
Messenger RNA from Corylus avellana, 2022 nucleotides. The record is from RefSeq and is a predicted model, not a curated record. NCBI's taxonomy places the organism in Eukaryota, Viridiplantae, Streptophyta, Magnoliopsida, Fagales, Betulaceae.